AUGAGAAGCGUCAUCACGCAAUACCCAGUCGAUCGCUAUAUGGUCGAAAGCAGCAAAAAGUACGAGAUCGUUAAUAUUAUAGAUGAUGACUUAUGGAACACAGAGCCAGCCUUAAAACCAGAAGAUGAAAUAAUAUUAAGGAAACUGCAUGAAAUGCUGCAAUCGACUGCGGAUGACCUCAAGCUGCUCUCCGGGGAACUGACGAAAUUUCACGAACCGGGCGUGCAAGUCAAGACUGCGCCUACACCAUUAGAUGAAGAAUUUAACGAAAAAGUUCAUAUUGAAGAAAUUGUAAAUGCCAAAUUCCACGGGUACAAAAUCAUUGAUAAACCCUUGCACGGGCCUGAGUACAAUGUCAGUCCUAAAGAUAAUAUACAAAAAUCUAACAAAAAUAAUGCUAACCCUCAUUUAAAUACCGCGCCAAUAGUUAAGAAGCCUCUUACUAGAAAUUUAGGAGUAACACGCACUAAGGUGAUACAAAUCGAUGGUAAUCAAGAUAGCACAAAGUCUGAAAAAAUGAAUAAUAGUAGAAUAGUAAAUGCUCCAGUAGCUUAUAGCGAGUAUUCUUUUAAAUAUAUAGAACCUAAGCUUAAUACGCCAUGCAAAAAUUUCCAAGUACAAGUGAUGCCAAGUAUAAAUAUUAGAAGUGAAUUGAAGGAACAGAAGGUUUUACAGUUAGACAUUCUUCCUGAGAAUAACAAAUCUGAAAAAUCGGAUAUGGUCACUAAGAAUGUAGCUGUAGUGGCAGCGCAGCACGAAGAACCGCCAAAACCAGUACUCAAUACUACGAUAACUCAUGAAUUUAAUAAAACAACAGAAAGCAAGCAAAUAAUUAAGCCGAAAGUAAGAAAAGUUUCCAAGUUGUCACCUUGCGAAAGUAGUGUCUCUAAUGUAAGCUCUGACACUCAAUUUAAAUUAAAAACACAAAAACGAUUACUGACAAAUAUCGUUCGGUCUAAUCUACAAAAAGAAAUUACUAAAAAACAAUCAGAUAAACGAUCACAAGCAAAUCUUAAUGAAUGGCGAAAGAAGCUUAAUAUCGUUUAUGGACCUUCUUCCAGUAGAACUAAAGUAAAGAACAAACCUAAAGUCUCGCCUAAAAAGAAAAAUACUACACAAAACGCUUCAACUAAAGCUAGCUCUUUAAAUAAUGCUGAGUAUAUACCAUACUCAAACCUCACUAUUGGCGGUGCAAGAGCUAGUGAUAUUGAAAGAGAAAUAUCUAAGAUGCCAAAUAAAAACAAUAUACCCUUAAGUCCUAUACUUGAUAAAAUCAUUGGAAGUCGGGAAAAUUCUUUCGUAGAGAAAAACCCCGGAAAACACAAAAAUGUAGAUAAAUUAAAAGUUCUGACUACUUCCGACGAAAAUUUGCUGCAAGAAGUAAUCGACAUUGAGAAAACAGUAAGUGAGACUUUAUCUAAAAAUAUUAAAAGCACAGAUAGUGAUCCAAAACUACAACCUGUACUAAGCGACACCGAUGAAACUGAAGAAAAUGAAAGCUACGUUGAUGAUUUUGAGGAUGAAAAAUCUGAUAACUCUGGGCAAUCGGACCCAAAAAUGUACAGUAAACAUUCCAGUGAAAGUAGUAAAAGGAGCGAUAAUGCGAACAAAAAUAAAGAUAAAGUUAGGGACAUCAAAGCAGGACCAAGUACAUCCAAUAUAAACGUGCACAAUUUGACAUAUACGAAAAAACCAAAUUUGUCUUUAAAAACUAAAGUUGAUAUUUUUGAGUUUGUACACCCAGUUGUUACACAAGAUUCUGCAACACAAAGUAUUGGUACGCAACGGAUAUCACCGAAGGAAACUCAAACCACGCCUAGGAGUGAGACAAAUGUACAACCUAUACACAACGAUCUCUGGCCCACUAUUGACCCAAAAGGCCAAGUAGAAAAAAUGUUUGAAUUGGAAAAAGAGUUUAUAAAAAAACUUAUAGUUGAAGAAUACGGCGAUAUGUUAGAAAAGAAUAUAGCUAAGCCCUCUACAUCUGAGGAGGUCAAUAAAAAUAAAGUGAAUGUUGUAGCAUCUCAAAAAAAUACUCAAACUUCUCCCGCGCAUGUAAAAAAUGUUAUGACAUCACCAACUAGAACUAAAACGAGGACAACAUCGCCAUUCACAACUAUAACAGUCGAUCAUCACACCAGCCCUUUAGUAUUUGUCACCGAUGGAAACGAUACCAAAUUGGAAACUAAACUAAAUGAACAAGAUCUAGAUAUUUCUGUAAAUUUAUCUUCUCCUAGGUUUAGUUUGCGCUUGCCAAGAAAUUCUCAAGAAGGUUUGUCAAAUGUUGAAGGUAGUAUACCAAGAACAAGCAAAAAACAUGAAAGAGCUUUAUCAGAAGCUAGAAAAAGUACCAUAGAAGCGGCAAAUGCUAAAAAGAGUAACCUUAAUCGUUCAAUAACAAGUACAAGUUCUGUAGAAGCUGACUCUUCAGAUUUAAGUAGUCUAGGUGAAGUAAAACUUAGAAGAAUGAUAGAAAAAAAUAUUAUACGCAAGAUUUCUUCUGAUUGUGAAUCUGCUUUUUCUCUUUCAUCAUCUAAUUAUACCUCAGACGGCCAGUCAGGUAUAUUGCCUUUGCGGAGCGAAGGUGAAAUGAGUUUGGGAUUGAUUAGAAAAUCUAGUAGGCACAGUAGAAGUGAAGGAGAGGCUAGCUUCGGUAUGCUGUAA
Arctia plantaginis is the source of this 2664-nucleotide messenger RNA. The record is from the annotation of a GenBank genome assembly. Lineage: Eukaryota; Metazoa; Arthropoda; Insecta; Lepidoptera; Erebidae.